AUGGCAGACGAAAGCCAAAGCAAAAAUGAAAGUGGUGGUGAUAUCGAAAAGGGCCUCGCUGCCCUCGAGACAACCCCUACUAACCAUAGCAUCGUGAAUAAUAAUGGGAGUAAUAAUACACCCAUGGCUGGUCUCGACCAUAUUCGCAGCCAUGUUUCCCACCAAGAAAUGCACGCUUCGAAUAAUGCUUACCGUGAGGAAAACGCUGAGCAAUACCUACGCUUUUCACCAUCACGCAAGACGAUUAUCGUCGCUAUUCUGGCUUUUUGCUCGUUCUUGUCGCCCGUUUCGUCGACGUCGAUUCUGCCGGCGGUGCCCGAGGUUGCUGAUACGUUCAACACUAGUGGCAGUAUGAUUAAUGCGAGUAAUGCUGUCUUUAUGGUUUUUAUGGGGUUGUCGGCCACCUUCUGGGGAACUUUUAGUCAGAUUCUGGGGAGGAGACCGAUGUCUGUUUGGAGCUCGUUCUUUUUCUUCGUGUUCAGUUUGGCUACUGCCUUGUCACCGAAUCUGUCUGCAUAUUUCAUCUUUCGGGCUCUUACUGCAUUUCAAGGGACCUCGUUCCUUGUCGUGGGCAGUGCGUCGAUCAGCGACAUCUACACGCCUACAGAAAGGGCUACGGCUCUGGCAUGGUUUCUAUCAGGGACACUAAUCGGCCCAGCUCUGGGGCCUUUCCUUGGUGGAGUAAUCGUCACUUACCGCUCAUGGCGGGUGAUUUUCUGGCUUCAAAGCGCGCUUGCUGGCACAGCAUUCGUGCUAGUCGCCUUCUUCAUCCCUGAAACCAUUCCACACAAGACAAUCGAAGACCUGUCCGACCUAUCACCGCUGCAAAAGACGCGGGCGAUCUGGAAACGAAUGAACCCUAUCCGGGUAAUAGUCCUUCUCUUCGAAUAUCCAAACCUCUUCUUUGCAGCCGUGACUGCCGCUGCCCUUGUGUGGAACCAAUAUUCCCUCCUCACGCCAAUCAGAUACGUGCUCAAUCCGCGCUUCAACCUCACUACGCCCAUCGAAUCGGGCCUGUUUUACCUCGCCCCAGGAUGCGGCUACCUCUUCGGCACGCUCUUUGGCGGCCGCUAUGCAGACUACAUCGUGCGAAAAUGGAUCCGCAAACGCGACGGUGUACGCGUGCCCGAGGACCGGCUCAAAUCGUGCCUGGUUUUCGUUGGCAUCGUGAUCCCGGCCUUCAUCCUCAUCUACGGGUGGACGGUCGAGAAGGCUGUGGGUGGAAUUCCCGUGCCCGUGAUCUCCAUGUUUCUGCAGGGUGUUGCGCAGUUGUUCUGUUUCCCGAGUCUGAAUACGUAUUGUUUAGAUGUGAUGCAAUCCAAGGGCAAGAGCGCUGAAGUCGUUGCAGGGAACUACAUGUUCCGGUAUGCGUUUGCCGCGCUGGGCACGGGGGUCGUAUUGCCUGCUGUGGAGACUAUGGGCGUAGGCUGGUUUAGUGUCAUCACGGCCAGUUUCCUGCUCGUUUCUGGUGUUCUGAUGUGGCUGACGACGGUGUUUGGGGCGCGCUGGAGGCAGGGGGUUGACGAGAAGCGGAGUCGCAAGAAGGCCGAGGCAUGA
Molecule: messenger RNA, 1557 nt
Organism: Talaromyces proteolyticus
Lineage: Eukaryota; Fungi; Ascomycota; Eurotiomycetes; Eurotiales; Trichocomaceae
Product: putative MFS transporter
Exons: 4
Coding region: 1-1557 (518 amino acids)
Biological process (GO): transmembrane transport
Molecular function (GO): transmembrane transporter activity
Source: RefSeq, a predicted model, not a curated record